GGCGGUGGCGGCGGCGGCGGCGGCGGCGGCGGCAGCGGCGGUGGCGAGAGGCCGGAGCGGGCCCAUCGCAGCAGCGCGGAGCCGGAGCGAGACCCCGGGGGCCGGGCCGAGGCGGGCCGGGCCGAGAUGCCCUAUAAACUGAAGAAGGAGAAGGAGCCUCCUAAAUCAGCUAAAGGGACUACCAAGCCUAACAGCGGAGGGAAAGAUGGUGGCGGGGAAGGUACCGACGAGGUCCAGCCUCAGCCACCUCAGCCACAGCCACAGCCUCAGCCACAGUCUCAGGCACCGUCAUCCAACAAGCGGCCAAGCAACAGCACGCCUCCCCCUACACAACUCAGCAAGAUCAAGUAUUCAGGGGGGCCCCAGAUUGUCAAGAAGGAGCGAAGGCAAAGCUCUUCUCGACUAAACCUCAGCAAGAACCGUGAGCUACAGAAGCUCCCUGCCUUGAAAGACUCUCCAUCUCCGGAGCGAGAGGAGCUCUUCAUCCAGAAACUACGUCAGUGCUGUGUUCUCUUUGAUUUUGUGGCUGACCCCCUGAGUGAUCUCAAGUUUAAGGAAGUGAAGAGGGCAGGACUCAAUGAAAUGGUAGAAUACAUCACACACAGCAGAGAUGUAGUCACGGAGGCUAUUUACCCGGAGGCUGUUAUCAUGUUUUCAGUGAACUUGUUCCGGACGCUACCACCAUCAUCCAACCCCACGGGGGCUGAGUUUGAUCCUGAAGAGGAUGAGCCCACCCUGGAAGCUGCCUGGCCCCAUCUGCAGCUAGUCUAUGAGUUUUUCUUACGUUUCCUGGAGUCUCCCGAUUUUCAGCCAAAUGUGGCCAAGAAGUACAUCGACCAGAAGUUUGUCCUUGCUCUCCUUGACCUGUUUGACAGUGAGGACCCCCGGGAGAGGGACUUUCUCAAGACCAUUCUUCAUCGCAUCUAUGGCAAGUUCCUGGGGCUUCGAGCUUAUAUCCGUAGGCAGAUCAACCAUAUUUUCUACAGGUUUAUUUACGAGACAGAGCAUCACAAUGGAAUUGCUGAACUACUUGAAAUUCUGGGAAGCAUUAUUAAUGGCUUUGCCCUGCCCCUCAAAGAGGAGCAUAAGAUGUUCCUUAUCCGAGUCCUGCUUCCCCUACACAAGGUCAAGUCUCUGAGUGUCUACCACCCUCAGUUGGCGUACUGUGUGGUGCAGUUCUUGGAGAAGGAGAGCAGUUUGACUGAACCGGUAAUUGUGGGCCUCCUAAAGUUCUGGCCUAAAACUCACAGCCCCAAGGAAGUAAUGUUUCUCAAUGAACUGGAGGAGAUCCUGGAUGUCAUUGAGCCCUCUGAGUUCAGCAAAGUGAUGGAACCGCUCUUUCGCCAGCUUGCCAAAUGUGUUUCCAGCCCUCAUUUCCAGGUUGCAGAACGUGCCCUCUAUUACUGGAACAAUGAGUACAUCAUGAGCCUGAUUAGUGACAAUGCUGCACGCCUCCUGCCUAUCAUGUUCCCUGCGCUCUACAGGAACUCUAAGAGCCACUGGAACAAGACUAUCCAUGGGUUGAUCUACAAUGCCUUGAAGCUGUUCAUGGAAAUGAAUCAGAAGCUGUUUGAUGACUGUACGCAGCAGUACAAGGCUGAGAAACAAAAAGGCAGAUUCCGACUCAAGGAACGAGAAGAGAUGUGGCACAAGAUUGAGGAGCUUGCCCGGCUCAACCCCCAGUACCCCAUGUUCCGAGCACCACCCCCACUUCCCCCUGUAUAUUCAAUGGAGACAGAGACCCCCACAACCGAGGACAUCCAGCUCCUGAAGAGGACGGUGGAGACAGAGGCGGUGCAGAUGCUGAAGGAUAUCAAAAAAGAAAAGGUGCUGCUUCGGAGGAAGUCAGAAUUGCCUCAGGAUGUGUAUACCAUCAAAGCGCUGGAGGCUCACAAGCGGGCUGAGGAAUUCUUGACAGCCAGCCAGGAGGCACUCUGACUUACCUCCUCUUUCUCACCCAGGGCCACUGCCCAAUCACCCCUGGGACACUGCUCUGGCCCUUCAGCCCUGCCCCCCCCCAGCUGACCUGGGGGUAGGAUGGGGGUGGGGGCACCAGCUCCCUAAAAACAGGAUACUUGGGUCAAAGACUCUCACUGUGGCCUGGCCUCCCCGUGACUAGUGUAGACAUGCCCUGGAGAUGCUCAUUGUUCAUAGCUGGGAUGCCCCCUGUGCUGACUCCCAUUCUCCAACCUCCCAGGUGUUUGGGGCCAACUCUGAAAAUCUCUUUAAACACUCCUCCCUCCCUCCCACCCUUUCCCAUCUUCACUUGAGUUGAAGAUCUCUACUGUAUCUCCCUUUCUCAAAGGGAUCUGUAAAGAUCAGCAAAGAGCUACAGACUCAAAAUUGCUUUUUACCCUCCCCGCCCCUGCCAUUGAGGGCCAGGACAGAUGGUCUAGUUGUGAGGGCUGGAGGCUGAGGCAGAGUAGGUGAAGAAAGGCUGGUUCCUAACCACCAGACUCACAGGCGACCCUGCACAUCUCCUAAAGGGGGUUGGGGGUAGAAUCACUGAGGCUCUGUAAUGUAUAUGCCCUGUGACCUUGCCUGACCCAGAUCAGACUGGGGGUGGGAAGAGAACCCACAGAGAGUUGUACGUCUGAAGCCUCACAGGGACCAAAGGGUGGGAGGGGAAGAAUGUAUAAAGAGACACUACCACCUUUUAGUCCUCCUUUCUCUAAGCAGCAGUCCAGGGAUCACAAACAUUGAAGGGACCACCCUAGGCCUGCUUGAAUCCCUGACCUGCAAAGCCCCAGAAAUGGGGUGAGAGAAAAGGGUAGCACCUUAAGGUUCUUCCCCAGCUUCAGUUGUCCCAACAUCUAUUUAUUUCUUUGUACCCAAGGCCAGACCCUUACCUGCCUCACAUUGGCACCACUGGGGGAUUGGGGUGCUGGGGCACAGAUGGCGCCACUGUUGGCUGUGUACAUAGGGUGCUUUAUUCUCUGCAAAGUGUUACAUGCUAAGGUGGGUUGGGCUUGGGCAGAUGUCCCCAUAUGUACAGAAUUGAAUAAAGUGGAUCUCUGGAGAGAA
Sarcophilus harrisii (Tasmanian devil) is the source of this 3024-nucleotide messenger RNA. It is a transcript of the gene PPP2R5D, whose product is annotated as protein phosphatase 2 regulatory subunit B'delta. The record is from RefSeq and is a predicted model, not a curated record. Lineage: Eukaryota; Metazoa; Chordata; Mammalia; Dasyuromorphia; Dasyuridae. Bases 127 to 1938 code for a protein of 603 amino acids. Gene Ontology annotation, biological process: signal transduction; protein dephosphorylation. Gene Ontology annotation, cellular component: protein phosphatase type 2A complex; cytosol; nucleus. The transcript has 16 exons. Gene Ontology annotation, molecular function: protein phosphatase activator activity.